AGCCGAUGUCGUCGACUAGCAACAUCGACCACCUGCCCGAUCUAGAAGUAUGUCAGUCCCGACGUUGCGGAUCGCUUCACACGGAGAAAACCCAUGCCGAUGCCUUUGCCGCCAGUUCCGGCGACACGGCAGGGAGGACGAUCACCAUGUGCUUCAAGAUUUUAGUCUCAGAUAUAAAGACAUUGUAUAACUUAUCUGUAUUUACUUUCCACUAUGCGACCCUUUGCUCAGCCGGUAUCCGGUUCAAUUUCAUCACCUGGGCCUCCCCAACCUCGACCGCCUUGACGUGACGACUCAAGCAGUCGAUCGUGAACGGGAACCAUGAGGUUCGCAUCGUCCGCCCUGCUUCUUGCGGCAACGGCCCUAGCCGCCGACCAAGGUCGUCCCAGUCUCAAGAAUGCCGUCUACAAGAACCCGAAGGCCUCGGUCGACGCGCGCGUGAAAGAUCUGCUUUCUCGCAUGACCAUCGAGGAGAAAGCAUCGCAGCUUGUCCAGGGCGAUAUCCGUAAUUGGAUGAACGAUACGACGGGUGCCUUCAACAAGACCGGUCUGGAGUGGAGCACCGAGGAUAGGGGCAGCUCGUUCUAUGUUGGCGUCGCCGUUCCCAACAAAUGGAUUUGGGAGAACAUCAAAGUCGCCCAGGACUACAUCCAAAACAGCACCUAUCUCGGCAUCCCCGCAUUUGUGCAGACAGAGGGUCUCCACGGUUUCCUGGCAUUCAAUGCCACCAUCUUCAACUCUCCGAUCGCCCAUGCUUGCUCAUGGGAUCCAGAGCUGAUUGGACAGAUGGCGGCUGCCAUUGGCAAAGAGGCGCGUGCCAUGGGCGUGAACCAAAUCUUUGCCCCGGUCGUCGACCUGGCACGCGAACUUCGCCACGGCCGCGUCGAGGAGAUGUAUGGAGAGGACGGUUUCCUUGCUGGGGAAAUGGGCCUUGCUUAUGUAAAGGGCAUUCAGGGGACGGGUGUGAGUGCCAUGGUCAAGCACUUUGCCGCCUUCGGUGUGACCGAGCAGGGUCUCAACACGGGCCCGGCUCACGGUGGCGAGAGAGAGCUCCGGACUACCUUCCUUCCUUCGUAUAAGCGGGCUAUCAUCGACGGAGGCGCCUUCUCCAUCAUGACUGCAUACCACAGCUACGACGGCAUUCCGGCCGUGGCCGAUGCCCACCUGCUGACCGACAUCCUCCGGGACGAGUGGAAGUACAAGUACUACACCAUGACCGACGCCGGCGCCUCCGACCGGCUCUGCAAGGACUUCAGGAUGUGCGCGGCGGACCCCAUCGACAAGACGGCCAUCGUCCAGUACAUCCUCCCCGCGGGUGGCGAUUCCGAGAUGGGCGGCGGCUCUUACUCGUUCGAGAAGAUCCCGGAGCUGGUGGCGAGCGGCAAGCUCGACAAGAAAAUCGUCGACACGGCUGUCUCGCGCGUCCUCAGGGCCAAGUUUGAGCUGGGCCUCUUCGAGAACCCCUUCCCCGGCGUCCCCUCGAGCGAGUGGAACAAGUCGAUCCAUACGGCCGAGCAUAUCGCGCUAGCCAAGAAGAUCGAUGAGGAAUCCAUCGUGCUGCUCGAGAACCACAACAACGUCCUUCCCCUGCGCAAGGACGCUUCCGUCGCCGUCAUCGGCCCGAUGGCGCACGGCUUCAUGAACUACGGCGACUACGUUAUCGCUAACGCCUCCACCUACGGCGUCACCCCGCUCGACGGCAUCAGAGCGGCGAGCACGGGCAAGGUCACCUACGCCAAAGGCUGCGAGCGCUGGUCCAGUUCCGAAGACGGCUUCGCCGAGGCCAUCGCAGCCGCCGAAGCCGCCGACGUCGCCGUCGUCGUAGUCGGCACCUGGAGCCGCGACCAGAACGAGCUAUGGGCAGGCCUCAACGCCACAACCGGCGAGCACGUCGACGUCAACAGCCUCCACCUAGUCGGCGCCCAGGAGCCCCUGGUGCGCGCCAUCGUCGCCACGGGCAAACCGACCGUCGUGAUCUUCUCGUCGGGCAAGCCGAUCACCGCGCCGUGGAUCUCGGAAAACGCGGCGGCGCUCGUCCAGCAGUUCUACCCCUCCGAGCAGGGCGGCGCCGCCCUGGCAUCCGUGCUCUUCGGCGACGUCAACCCCAGCGGCCGGCUCUCGGUCAGCUUCCCGCGCAGCGUGGGCGACCUGCCCGUCUACUACGACCACUGGAACUCGGGCCGGCCCGCCAGCCCGGACGCCGGCGCGGCCUACGAGAACGGCACGCUCGUCUUCGGCCACCAGUACGUGCUCGGCGACCCGCGUCCGCUGUACGAGUUUGGCUACGGCCUGAGCUACUCCUCGUUUGAGUACAGCGAUGUCCAGGUGGACAAGAGCACCGUGACCGCCAAGGAUACCGUCACGGUGAGCGUGACGGUGAAGAACACGUCGCAGAGGGACGGGAAGGAGGUGGUCCAGCUGUACAUCAAGGACGUGAUCGCCAGUGUUGUGGUGCCCAACGUCCAGCUGAAGGGGUUCCAGAAGGUGGCGCUCAAGGCGGGGGAGAGCAAGCGGGUCAGCAUCAGCGUCAAGAUGCAGGAUCUGGGCGUCUGGAACGUGAGGAUGAAGUACGUUGUCGAGCCCGGCGACUUUGUGUUCCUCGUCGGUGCGUCGAGCAACGAUUUCAGGGGGAACGUCACCGUCACCCUUAAGUGAUGUGUUACUACUAGUAGUAUAUUAUAGCUUUGCUUGCGGUAAUCA
Molecule: messenger RNA, 2700 nt
Organism: Chaetomium strumarium
Lineage: Eukaryota; Fungi; Ascomycota; Sordariomycetes; Sordariales; Chaetomiaceae
Product: glycoside hydrolase family 3 protein
Exons: 2
Coding region: 322-2655 (777 amino acids)
Biological process (GO): glucan catabolic process
Molecular function (GO): beta-glucosidase activity
Source: RefSeq, a predicted model, not a curated record